Messenger RNA from Urocitellus parryii (Arctic ground squirrel), 2106 nucleotides. RefSeq names its product tripartite motif containing 47 (gene Trim47). Gene Ontology annotation, molecular function: zinc ion binding. The record is from RefSeq and is a predicted model, not a curated record. NCBI's taxonomy places the organism in Eukaryota, Metazoa, Chordata, Mammalia, Rodentia, Sciuridae.
CGGCGCCAGGCGGCCGCGGAGCCAUGGACGGCAGCGGGCCCUUCAGCUGCCCCAUCUGCCUCGAGCCGCUUCGGGAGCCGGUGACGCUGCCCUGCGGCCACAACUUCUGCCUCGCCUGCCUGGGCGCUCUCUGGCCGCACCGCAGCGCAGGAGGCACGGGCGGUUCUGGAGGCGCAGCCCGCUGCCCUCUGUGCCAGGAACCUUUCCCCGACGGCCUGCAGCUCCGCAAGAACCACACACUGUCCGAGCUGCUGCAGCUACGCCAGGGCUCGGGCCCCGCCAUGCCCUCCCCGGCCCCAGCCCCUGCACGGCGCCCGACGCCGGAGCCCUCAGCGCCCAGCGCUCAGCCAAGCGCUCCGGAACCGUCUGCUCCGUGCGAACCCGAGCCCUGGCCCGCCGGGGAAGAGCCCGUGCGCUGUGACGCGUGCCCCGAGGGUGCGGCCCUGCCUGCGGCGCUCUCCUGCCUCUCCUGCCUUGCCUCCUUCUGCCCCGCGCACCUGGGCCCGCACGAGCGCAGCCCCGCACUGCGCGGGCACCGCCUGGUGCCACCGCUGCGCCGGCUGGAGGAGAGCCUGUGUCCGCGCCACCUGCGGCCGCUGGAGCGCUACUGCCGCGUCGAGCGCGUGUGCCUGUGCGAGGCCUGCGCCGCCCAGGAGCACCGCGGCCACGAGCUCGUGACGCUGGAGCAAGAGCGCGCGCUCCAGGAGGCUGAGCAGCCCAAAGUCCUGAGUGCUGUGGAGGACCGAAUGGAUGAGCUGGGUGCAUGCAUUGCCCAGUCCCGGCGCACGGUGGCCCUCAUCAAGAGCGCCGCUGUAGCAGAGCGGGAGAGGGUGAGCCAGCUAUUUGCCAAGGCUGCUGCCACCCUGCAGGGCUUCCAGACAGAGGUGCUAGGCUUCAUCGAGGAGGGGGAGGCUGCCAUGCUGGGCCGCUCCCAGGGCGACCUUCGGCGACAGGAGGAACAACGCAGCCGCCUAAGCCGGGCCCGCCACAACCUCGGUCAGGUCCCUGAAGCAGACUCAGUCAGCUUCCUGCAGGAGCUCCUGGCACUACGGCUGGCCCUGGAAGAGGGGUGCGGCCCUGGACCUGGUCCCCCCAGGGAGCUCAGCUUCACCAAGUCCUCCCAAGCUGUCCGGGCAGUGAGAGAUGUGCUGGCCUCGGCCUGUGCCAGCCAGUGGGAGCAGCUGCGGGGUCUGGGCAGCGAUGACGGGCUACAGAAGCUGGGCUCAGAAGCUGACAGCGAGUCCCAAGACCCCGAUAGCACGAACCACCUGGAGAGUGACAUUCCCAGGGACUAUUUCCUCAAGUUCGCCUACAUCGUGGACUUGGAUAGCGACACGGCAGAUAAGUUCCUGCAACUGUUUGGAACCAAAGGAGUCAAGAGAGUGCUGUGUCCCAUCAAUUACCCUGAGUCGCCCACCCGCUUCACCCACUGCGAACAGGUGCUGGGGGAAGGCGCCCUGGACCGUGGCACCUACUACUGGGAGGUAGAGAUCAUUGAGGGCUGGGUUAGCGUGGGGGUCAUGGCCGAAGGCUUCUCCCCACAAGAGCCCUAUGACCGGGGCCGGCUGGGCCGCAACGCAUACUCCUGCUGCCUGCAGUGGAAUGGACGCAACUUCUCUGUCUGGUUCCAYGGGCUGGAGGCGGCUCUCCCCCAGCCCUUCUCACCCACGGUCGGAAUCUGCCUGGAGUACGCUGACCGGGCCUUGACUUUCUAUGCUGUUCGCGAUGGCAAGAUGAGCCUUUUGAGGAGGCUGAAGGCCUCCCGGCCACGCCGGAGUGGUGUUCCGGCCUCUCCUGCCGACCCCUUCCAGAGCCGCCUGGACAGCCACUUUGCAGGGCUCUUCACUCACAGGCUCAAGCCGGCCUUCUUCCUGGAGAGUGUGGAUGCCCAUCUGCAGAUCGGGCCCCUCAAGAAGUCCUGCAUAUCCGUGCUAAAGCGGAGGUGACGUGGGCCUUCCACUUUCUAUAGGAGGACCCCUAGCCUUGUUUCUGGAAGAGAAAGCUUCAGCUGGGAUGGAUCCAGUCUGCCCCAACCCCUCCUUUUCCAGGUUUUUAGACCAGUGCCAGACACACAGUAGGUGCUSAAUAAACUAAACGUUUGCUGAA